AGCCGCGCCACGGACUGUCAGGUUCUGACGUUAGAUUUGACGAACGUUCAAAAAGUCUUCCAAGACGUUUCGUUCUCUUUUAUUUUAACGGCAUCACCCACUUCCAUCACAUUCUGAUUUUUUGCGUCCUUCCAAUAUCCGUUGUCGCCGUUCUUAACGUUGUCGGAAGUUGUUAUCUUAGCUAGAUAAAGGUCCCAGUCCAGGGCUUGACAAAGGCGUUUACGGGAGGGUUUAAUCGCCUUGCCACAAACUCGUUACCGGCUGGGUUUUUUUGCCGUUCGUCCCACGACAGCAUAUCAUCAAACUUCUUUCAACUGUCUCAAAUCAACAUGCUGUCUCUGUAGGACACGACCUUACCACUCGUCCUCUUCGAGAUCCGUGAUUGUUCGCUCUCGAUUCGGUAUUAGGUCAGCAACGGAGACUAGCCUCUGGUAACCCCCGCCAACCCCCACGUUUAUAUCGCAAUUUCUACCGCCUCUUUCACAUCGAUGUUUGACUCAGCAGACGCCGUUCAGAGCGAGGGCGAAGGCCCUGACGGCUCAGACAAGCCCCCACUUGAUGGCAGUGCUCUCCACACUCACCCCCACUCCAAUACUUUUGUCAACGGUACCACUUACCAUUCGGUGUCACGCAUGCAACUACCCAAGGUGCUCAAAGGUGCCAUCGGCGGAACCCCACACUCCGCAAUGCCCUUUGCAACGGAUUCACCCUCACCAUCGGAGAGUGAGAGCUGGAGUGCCCCUUCAACCCGUCCUCCGAGCCAGGCCGUGAGCCGGGCUCCUAGCAUAUCUGGUGGUUUGUCGGGUAAUAAGCUAGUGGUGCCACCUAUGCCAAAGACUCCUCAAAAGGGCAAACUUGCGCCAUCAGAGAAACCGCCCCCGACGACUAGCCGGUCAAGGGCGCCGUCAAAUGCUCACUCGGACAGUGGGCAGAAAUUCACUCUCAAGGAUCUCAUCACUUCUGCACCUAAACUCUCACGCAAGUCUUCCGCCCGUUCAACUAGUAGCAGGAAGUCAGAUUCCGACGUGGAGCGAAAAUCAGUCGCUGGUGAGAGCGCAGUCAGUCUGACGCAGAAGUACGGUGUUUGCCAAAAGGUUGCUAUUGGCAAGGGGGCUACUUCCGUCGUCCGCCUGGCCCAUAAAUGGGAUAGAAGUGAAGAGAAGCUGUACGCUGUCAAGGAGUUCCGGAAAAGACGAAAGAAUGAAUCAGAAAAGGAGUACGUCAAGAAACUCACCGCAGAGUUUUGUAUUUCCUCCACGCUGCACCAUGUCAACAUAGUCGAGACAGUGGAUCUCGUUCAGGACGAGAACCAGCAUUGGUGUGAGGUUAUGGAAUUUUGUCCUGGUGGAGAUCUCUACGCUGCGAUCAAGAAAGGUGGUAUGUCGCCUAGUGAAGUCGAAUGCUGCUUCAAGCAGAUGCUUUUGGGCGUUUCGUAUCUCCACAGUCAGGGCGUCGCCCAUCGUGAUAUUAAACCGGAGAAUCUCUUCUUCGACACCAAGGGUCACCUGAAGAUCGGUGACUAUGGUGCAUCAACUGUGUACCGCCUCCCAUGGGAAGCAACAAUUCACAUGUCGACGGGGCUUUGCGGUAGUGAGCCGUACAUUGCCCCAGAGCAAUUUUUAGGCAAACCAUACGACGCCCGUUUAGUCGACAUCUGGGCAUGCGGGAUCGUGUAUUACUGCCUUCACUUCCAAGAGAUGCCCUGGCGUGCUGCUCAAACAUCUGAUACGCUCUAUGCGGCGUAUGCUGCAGCCUGUGCAGCUCAACACAAAGACAAGGACAAGGACAAAGACAAGGAUGUCGCUUUCCCACCAACUAUCACCAAUCUGAGCCCACGGGCAUGCCGCAGUUUAAUCCGGAAGAUGCUUGAGCCAGAUCCGAAACUGCGCUCUCCAAUCGAGGACGUCGUGGCGCACUUGUGGGUGCAGAAUAUAGAAGUUUGUCAUGCUGUAGCAAAACCCGCGCAUGUGCAUGUGCAUGCGAUGCAGCAGGCGCACGCGCAGCUCGUGUCAUCAUGAGGCGGAGGGCACUGUCCUUGAGGGGGUGCUGCGUGUGCCAACACCUUGUAUGUUGUAACUUAAUAUGAGCCCUCUUGGAACACAGCGCCGCUUGUAUUCUUGAUGCAUAAUAUGCAGAGAACAAUAUGCCUUCUGCAUAGUAUGUAAUUCCUUUUCUCUUUUUCACCAUCAUCUGUCACUCCGUCUACGCACCUGCCUAUCAUAGCGUCUUGUAGUAGUUACCUGGCUUUGGAAUUGAUGUCUUUACGCCACCUACUAU
This is a messenger RNA of Suillus paluster, 2277 nucleotides long. RefSeq names its product Pkinase-domain-containing protein. The record is from RefSeq and is a predicted model, not a curated record. The transcript has 4 exons. Bases 489 to 2018 code for a protein of 509 amino acids. Lineage: Eukaryota; Fungi; Basidiomycota; Agaricomycetes; Boletales; Suillaceae. Gene Ontology annotation, molecular function: protein serine/threonine kinase activity; ATP binding. Gene Ontology annotation, biological process: intracellular monoatomic cation homeostasis; intracellular signal transduction; protein phosphorylation.